CCCUCGGCUCAGCUCAGCCGCUGCUUCUCUGGUCCCUCUCACCUCUCAGCGCCUGUCAUUCUUCUGGUGGGCGCAUUUUUUUGCACACUUGGAGCAACGCUGGACAGCGUUCAAGCGUUCUGCCGUCACACCCUCCGAGAGCCCGAUCCAGGGACAGGGACGCGAGAAAUAACAUUUAUUUAAGAAAAAAUCUAAAAAACUCACUAUUUGGAUAAUUUUUGUUUUGAAGCACAUCCUAUGCUCCGGGGAAAAGCGGCUGGUAGGUGGGUAAAUCGCUGCAGUUGAAACUUCCUAUAAAGAAGGAAGAAACGAGAGCCACCCAGGACCAAGCGCGAAGUGGACUGGGGACUGACGAUGUUGGACACUAUCCUCCCUGACGUGCAGGAGCUGGGCAGGCCGGUGCUGCCCACGCUGCCCUCGCUGAGCCAGGAGGAAGUCUCUACUAUCUGGGGAAAUGUCUCAGAAUUUGUGGAACGACAGCUAACCUUGCAUAAGGGGGUUCAAAUUCCAGGACUUGGAACUUUUACUUUCACAAGACAAAAGCUUGAGGUGGGAAACAACAAGUUUAUUCUAAUCCAGAGGCCUGUGUUCAUCAUGGCUGAGAAGUUGGUGCAAAUCCAUGGACUCAAACAAAACAAAGUGUAUUCGCCUGGUGAUAUCCCAGUUAUUCCACUUAAUUUUGUCAUGAUAUCCUUGGAGAGUCCAUUUUCCAGGGAUACAGUGGAAGGAUGUGUUAAGGAGACAUUGCUUUUUUUAUCGCGAUCCAUUUCCAUAAAAAAAAAUGUGGAAUUUACAUUCAAAGGAAUUGGGAUACUUCUGAUCAGAGACGGCAAAGUGAAGAUGAAAUUUUAUAAAGACUUCCUUUGUACUAUGGAUGGAAGUGGGACUUUGAUGAAAGCCCUAGCAAAUAGGCCUGGCACUGUGGACUCUGUGUUGUCCUCCAGGGAGGCCUUUGGGAAGCGGCCUGGAAGCAUGCUUGCAUUUCCACGGAUUGAGCACAAAGAUAUGGACAACAAACCACCCAUGGAGACCAUUGCAGAAGAAGGCGAAGGGAACAGACAUGGGAAAUAUAAGGCGAAAGACCACUCAGACAAAGAAGAAGGUGUCAGAGACAUCUCAUCAGCCAAGAGACUUCAAGAUAGACAAACCAUCUCCCCUACCAAAGUAACAAAUGCCAGCUUGCCGGACAAAGUUGAACAAAGUGGGAACGGUGGGAGGAAUAUGAUCCCAGAGAGGAAAUGUGCUAUGUAUGUUUGCAACGAGCACAACGAAAUUUCCCAUCGUACUACAGUGAGGAGAGGAGGAAGAGAGAGAUAGAACAUGAACAACACCUGCAUCAGUAUCAAAUGAUGAAAGAUCAGGAGGCUUUUGUCAAGCACCAGAUGAAAACUUUGGCAACUAGAGAACAGAAUCAGAAAAAUGCUGCCUAUAAUCUUGGAGUUGCUGAAGCUAUAAGAAAUCACAAGCACGAAAAACCGGAAUUUUAUAAAUCUUUUCUAUUCUAUAAACGGCCACUUAGUCCUGAGAUUAAUGCUCUUAGGCAAGAAGAAUAUUCCCAAAGUCUCCUGAAACAAAUGGAUAACAGACGGGAAAAGGAAAUAACGCAAAGACAAAACAGAGAGUUGAUGGACCGCCUAGAACAAGUGCAACUCACAGAGGAACUUGCUGCACAGAGAGCCAAAUAUUUAAAAGAUAAGAUGGAAGAAACACAGUGCUAUAAGAAAGCUUUGGAUGCACAGAUAAAGAAUAAAGCCUUCCAGUUGCCCGUAUUUGAACCAGACUCUUAUGAACCCAUCUUCAUUAAUAAUGAGGAUGAGCUGAAGGUGGAAAGGCGAAAGCGAGAACAGAAUUACAUGAAGCACCAGAUGGAGACAGCUGCUAGUCGCAAGAGGAAAGCCAUCCUGCAGCAGCUGAUGGAUCAGAAGCGGGAUCUGCAGAUGCUUCAUAGGACAAGGACAGAGCACUUAGCAGACAGAACUGCUGAGGUGGAGCGAGUGAAAAGGAUCAACCAAAGCUUGCAGGAGGACUGGGAAAGGAGUGCUACUAUGAAGAAGCAGCGGGACCUGGAGGAAAAAGCUUUUGAGCGGGCUUCCGACAAGCUGUUCCUCUUGGACCAGUGUGAGAAGUACCCACGCUGCAAGCAGUGCCAGAAGCGCAUCUCCAACAUGGGUGACAGCAACCUGUGGCCCACGAACAAGUUCUUGCACGGCUCCCGGUUGCUUGUGUAAAACCUGAAAUUUGGUCCUACAAUUCAUGGGGAACUUUAAAAAAAUCUUUUACAUAUUUGGAGUGAUUAUGAAACUGCAUAUUCAUACCUCAGAGGAAGAAACAUUACUCAGGUUUGGUGCUCUCAGUGCGUUGCUUUAGCAAUCUGUUGCUGGAUUAGUUUCUGUAGAUUUCUGUUCUUGUCUUCCCCUCACCCUUACUUAUUCCUGUUACUGGCCUUUGAGGACAGUGAAGGUAUCUGACUAGUUCUGAGGGCUAGAACCUAUUGCCACAGGGGCCAAGAACGGAAUCCAGCUUCGUGCUGACUGCUGCUGACCCAGCCCUGACACCCCCUCUGGGACUACAUCCUUUUUCAUCUAUAAUGGGUAAUACCUUAAUAAAUAUUUUCUAAGUA
Chinchilla lanigera (long-tailed chinchilla) is the source of this 2620-nucleotide messenger RNA. It is a transcript of the gene Ccdc81, whose product is annotated as coiled-coil domain containing 81. Lineage: Eukaryota; Metazoa; Chordata; Mammalia; Rodentia; Chinchillidae. Gene Ontology annotation, cellular component: centrosome. The record is from RefSeq and is a predicted model, not a curated record.